Messenger RNA from Myxocyprinus asiaticus (Chinese sucker), 6903 nucleotides. RefSeq names its product Rho GTPase activating protein 32a (gene arhgap32a). The transcript is spliced from 22 exons. Gene Ontology annotation, biological process: small GTPase-mediated signal transduction. The record is from RefSeq and is a predicted model, not a curated record. The coding region runs from base 127 to 5133 and encodes 1668 amino acids. Gene Ontology annotation, molecular function: phosphatidylinositol binding; GTPase activator activity; protein binding. Gene Ontology annotation, cellular component: fibrillar center; actin cytoskeleton; Golgi apparatus. NCBI's taxonomy places the organism in Eukaryota, Metazoa, Chordata, Actinopteri, Cypriniformes, Catostomidae.
AAUAACGGAUAUAUACAAGCGGGAUAAAGCGAAACGGUUUCUGGAUUUAGAUUUGAUUUGGAGAGUAACGCUGUAAAGCUGCAACAAUCGCAGAUCGACAGGCAGCUGUUGCAGUGAUUCAGUAUCAUGGAGGCAUGCAGCGGGACUGUAGCAGCGACAAACGGCAUAGCUUCAGCACCCCUGACAGACACAUGCAGCUAUGAUCCCUGUGAAGGGCCCCACCCAGAGGAGGAUGAGGGGGAUGAUGACAGGAGCUUGCAGCCAGCACAGACUGCAGGCUGGGAAGACGCCAUUGCUGUUAUGGAACAGGGAGCAUCGGUGGUCACUGAUCUGCCUGCAGAGUCUUCUCUGUGUUCAUGCACCAGCACAGCCAGUAUGAAGGUCAAAAACAUCAAAAAACUGUCCUUUACCAAAGGCCAUUUUCCCAGGCUUGCAGAAUGUGCUCACUUCCACUAUGAGAAUGUUGACUUUGGCUCUGUUCAGCUGUCUUUUGCUGAGGAUCAGAACGACCUCAUACACAAUGGCCUGGACACAAAGGAGUGUGUGUAUCUGGUGCAGAUAUCAUGCCAGGGUCGUAUGUGGACAGUGAGGCGUUCAUAUGAAGAGUUCCGUGUCCUGGACAAACACCUUCACCUUUGUAUCUAUGACAGAAGGUUCUCUCAGCUUCCUGAACUUCCUCGAAUAGACAACCUCAAAGACAAAGCCGAGACACUUUCCCAGAUGCUAACGGCAUACAUUUCCCGUCUGUCAGCCGUCGCUGAUAACAAGAUCAACUGUGGGCCAGCACUCACGUGGAUGGAGAUCGACAACAAAGGGAACCACCUGCUGGUUCAUGAUGAAUCAUCCAUCAAUGUUCCUGCUGUAGCUGCAGCCCAUGUCAUUAAGCGCUACAUUGCCCAAGCAGCAGAUGAACUUUCUUUUGAGGUUGGAGACAUAGUAUCAGUGAUCGAUAUGCCUCCUAAAGAAGACACUGGCUGGUGGAGGGGUAAACAUGGAUUUCAGGUUGGAUUUUUUCCUUCUGAAUGUGUGGAACUAAUUAGUGAAAAAAUCCCCUCAAAUGUGACCAACUCAUUGGCCAAGCCAGUGUCUAAGAAGCACGGCAAGCUGAUCACAUUUCUGCGCACGUUCAUGAAAUCACGUCCCACCAAACAGAAGCUGAAACAGCGAGGGAUCCUGAAAGAAAGGGUGUUCGGCUGUGACCUUGGAGAACAUUUGCUUAACUCAGGCCAUGAUGUCCCACAGGUCAUCCGAAGCUGCACCGAGUUCAUCGAGAGGCAUGGAGUAGUGGAUGGAAUUUACCGCUUAUCUGGGAUUUCCUCCAACAUCCAGAGACUGCGGCAUGAGUUUGACUCAGAGCACGUUCCAGAUCUCACUAAGGACAUGUACGUUCAGGACAUUCAUUCAGUGGGAUCAUUGUGCAAGCUCUAUUUUCGAGAGCUGCCCAACCCACUGCUGACCUAUCAGCUCUAUGAGAAAUUCUCAGAUGCUGUAUCAGCAGCCACUGAAGAGGAGAGACUGGUCAAAGUCCAUGACGUCAUUCAGCAGCUGCCACCACCACACUACAGAACUCUUGAGUUUCUCAUGAGACAUUUAUCCCGUAUGGGAACGUAUAGUUCUGUCACCAAUAUGCAUUGCAAAAACAUCGCAAUUGUCUGGGCUCCAAAUCUCCUCAGAUCCAAACAAAUAGAGUCAGCAUGCUUCAGUGGCACCUCUGCGUUCAAGGAAGUGCGAGUGCAGUCAGUUGUUGUGGAGUUCAUCCUUAAUCAUGCUGACGUUCUGUUCAGUCCCAAACUUAGCACUCUGAUCCGCCACAGCACAGGUCACACUACUUUAGCUCGGCCCAAGACUUUGCUGGUGAGCUCUCCUUCUACCAAGCUGCUCUCUCUGGAGGAAGCGCAGGCCCGGACACAAGCCCAGCUCAGCUCUCCUGUGUCCCCUGAUAGCAAGUACAUUGAUGUGGGAGAAGGGCCGGCCGCCCUGCAGGGAAAGUUCCACACAGUCAUAGACUUUCCUUCUGAGAGGAAGAAGGGCUCAACCAAGGCAAAGAAGUCACCAGUGGGAAACUGGUUUUCAUUCUUCAAUAUGGGAAAGUCUUCUGCCAAGCCCAAGCUACACCGCCAUCCUAGCGAGCCCAAUGAGAUGAAGAACACGCCCCUACCAGGUGGUAGAGGAGACACUGGAACACUACGAUCUGCUAAAAGCGAAGAAUCUCUGUCCUCUUCGCAUAACUUUGAGGGUGGAUCCAAUAUCUAUCGUCCACGUAGACCACUCUCCAUCAGUGAUGCUUUGUCAAUCUCAUUCAAUGAGGAGCUGCUGGACAGCAAAGCAACUGGAGACUCCCGGUCCAGUCUCAAGGACCACAAGAAGGACACUGUUGCUUCCUCCUCUUGGGUGCCAGCUCUUAUAUCUCCACCCCACCCAGCUGCGGACACUGAGUUUAUAAGCAUGGCCUCCUUAGACAUUGAUCCACUUGCCUUUAAGUGCAGCACACAGCCAAUUGAUCCUACUGUAUCUGAUGAUAAGAAAAAAGGCAGUCACAAGAAGGCAGGAGGCAGUCUUGCCGAGUCAGACCUUUCAGACAAAGUCACUAGCCCCUCCCUUCCACCUGAUCUUAUCCCAGUGUGCUUGGAAGAUGCCAAUCACAAGCCCUCCGAAGCGCCAGCUGCCACAUCUAAACUGGACAUGGAGACAUUCAAGACUGGCCCAGAGGGGACCACAAGGAGCUUGGUGGCAAAGAGUGUGACUGUGUCCUGUCCUUCUGACAUUACAUCUCUAAUGAAAAAGUCCAGUGUGUCUACAAAAGGUGGUGAAGUCCAUCAGAGAUCCGCUAGCUUUCGCAAAGCAGAAAGUAAACCCGCAGAUGCCAAAGGGCAUAGAAGAGCUGAGUCAGGUGCUGUGAUGUUUGAAUGCACGCCUGGUUUGGUGAGGUCUGUUUCUCUUAUAACUCCCCAGCCUGCGGUGAAGAGCGCUGCACGUAUGCUAGCUCUGGCACUAGCUGAGACGGCCCAGCAGGCCACUCGACUUAGCAAGCGUGGAAGCUCGGAACCCCCCACACCAAUUUCUCCAGUUCACCAACAGAACCCACUCUUUACACUUCAGUUUCCACCUCGGCAGAUGUCCUCUGAUCGAGAGGAACAGUAUGCCUCCAAUAGGAUUUUUCCAGAUCCAUCCAGCACCAUGUCUACCGAUGCAGGCAGCCUCCGUAGCACCUGUGCCUGCCAUGGCAGUGAAAGUGGACUCAGUUUCUCAGAUGGUUGCGAGGCACCAGCUGGAAGGCACUGCUCUCAUGUGUCCUCUCAGGGUUUGUCUCCUUGCAGAGAUCCAGGGGUACAGCUGGCUCAAGAGAGCCACACAAUGGUAAAAGACAACAUCCGCCAUGUUGGAGUUGGUACAGAUGGAGGUUGUCCAAGCCAAGAUCCUGAGAUCGAAUUGUAUGGAAGUUUACAGCCAUCUCUUUCAGAGAGAAUCUCAAUGAAAACUUCCUUAGGCUCUGAUCAGUCAGCCAUCGCUGCCCUACACAACAAACAGGCUGCCAAUGCCACCAACUUCAGAGCCAUUUUGGCAGAGACAGCCAUGCCUGCUUCAGUGCAUGAAGUUCUUCCACCAAGUACUCCACCACGUGUAGUUUGUCACAACAAAUCCAAAGACCAAAGGUCUGCUUACUCCCAACACUGGUCAAGCCCAAUUGGGCAAAGCACCCCUUAUUAUCAACCUGAAGAUGGGCGAUCCCAGCCUAGAGUUCUCUCCAGAAACUACUGCAAUACCCUUGCUCCACGAUCUUUGCAUCAGUCUAUUAAAUAUAAAGGUCAAAGGGAAGAGUAUUCAUCAGUUGGUCUCUGUAGACAUGGAGGACAAAGGUAUCCACCACUGGAUGGUGCCUCAGUGUACCCUACUAUCCGCAGGGUACGUUCCAUGCAUGCUCCACCCGAGGACACAUUUUUCUUCCUUCAGCGUCAAGGGAACAAGCCUUACCACAAACCACCUCCAUCAGACAUCCAGCAAGUGCGACCUUACUUUGAGGAUGGCAAGGUUCGGUAUAGGUACAGCCCCUACUCUGAGGCUCGAUACAGUAAAGUAGAUCAACAAAGAGAUGGAUACACUCUCUCCUACACUCUUCGCAAACUGCCUUCUCGUCCAUCAAAGGUAAUGGGCGGCACUGAAAACUACCAGAAGCCUCUACACAAUCUGCCGCUGAACAACAAGUCUGAGUUUAUUACCCAAGAUGUUGGUCACCAGCCAAAAACCCUGAAGAACCCUUCUCUCUAUGAGGCUUUUAAUUCUGGUUUGUCUGAUCGUCAUUUCAGCCAGUCCAUUAGACGAGAAAAUUCAGUCAAAGAUAGGCCAUUGGGUCCAGUUGUGCCCCAGUCCCGUCUUGCGAGAGGCGAUCGUCAAUGCCAAGACACAAUGCACACAAGGAGCAGGUCAAACUCUGGAAAGGAGAUGUUGAUCUCGACUGAAGGGGCUGAUGGAAAGUACAGGGUUACCAUGGUGUCUCAUUACUCCCCAGAGCACCCACUCUCUGAGCCCGAUAUCCCUGUGGCCUCUCAGUCAGACAGGCAUGGUAGUAGGAAGGGAGCCAAAUCGGAUUUUAUAAUGAAGCAGAGUCGCUCCAUGCACGACUAUCCUCAAGCACUGCCAUGCAACUUGACCCUACAUAAGGAGUAUAGCUGCCCUGACUUUAAACACACCGGAUCCAGGGAUGGAUUUGGUGUUGGACACACCAGUCAGGACAGGCUGAUGCAUAAGACUCUCAGCAACUACUUUAAAGAGGACUACCAGUACAUUCGGCCAGUGAGCAGGGACUCGCAGAGGUCUAAGAGAUCGCAGAGUGUUAAAACACGGCAUGCACCUGGUCAAGCUAAAAUAACUCUAGAGCGGGACAACAGACUGUCAUUCAGUUCCCAAAGUAGAACCAGACCUCGUAGCAUGUUUGUGCCAUAUCGCUCAGACUAUUUGGACAGCUAUGUUUCUGUACAGCCAAAAGUCCCUAAGACCAGUCGAGCAGGAUCUGGCGUUUUCCCAAACUAUGGCUGCAUGGCUCCUCAUAGUAACAGACUGUAUUCCUCUGCUGGGGGUCAUGCAGGUUUUCACCGGACAGAUCUCAGGCCAGAAAUGCAGAUAUAUGCUGAAUGACAGAUCUGUAAUAAAAAUAACCUAAAAUAAAGGAAAUAAUAAAGAAAAUAUGACCACUGCAGAGCAGUGGUUUUAUAUUGUUAAUAAGAUGAAAAUAUUAUUUAAAGUUUAAAAAGGCUUGAAUAGUUCACUGAGGGGGAUUCCAUCACUGUAUGCACUGCAUACUAUAUACUGUAUAUUAGAGCUCAAGUCGUUUAAGCAAACAAAAAUUUGAGGAAAUCACUCAUAGAUAAUGAUAACGGGUAAUUGUGGAUUUUUUGCUACUUCCAUUUGUUUAAGUGUUAUGUGUUAGUUUUGCCAUUUUGUUACUAGGUUUGAAAAUAAUCUAAAUAUGAUAUUAAAUUUAUAUAGAAGAGAAAAAUUUACAAUGGCUUUCAAAAUAUGCUAUACUGCCUUGUGUUUUUUGGGUGAAGAGUGUAGUGAUGUAUUAUCAUCACUGUGUAAUCUAAACACAGUUUUACAUGUCAAUGACAUCAGCAUAAAUGAUUUGACUUCUAAAGAGAAUAAAUAUGAAAGGUCAUAAAAGGGGGCUAUGAUGCCAUCCCCCCUGUUUUGCUCUCUGCUUUUUAUUAUAAUGCACUUUAAAGUUGGUCUGUGUUUUUAUGUAAUAACAGGUACUUUAGACAUUAUAAUUUUUUAAAACAUUUUUUUGCAUCAUUUUCCAUUAUGUGCAAAAUAAAGUCAAGAGGAAAAUUUACUCAAAUGAAAACUCGGUCAUAAUUUAUUUACAUUAUGUCAUUCCAAACCCAUAUGACUUACUUAUGUGGAACACAAAUAAUAUUCAUUAGUAAUUUUAAUGAAUAUUCUGGUCCAUUUUUUCAGUGCAAUGACAAUUAAUAGGUACUCACUUUAAAGCUUAAUAAAGGACCCAAAAGUAUCAUUAGAGUAGUCCAUGCAACACAGGGGUGAGUAAAUUAUGAAAAUGUAAAUUUUUUGGUGGACUGUUCUGGGUGAAAAUGUGUGGCCUGUGAAACCGGCUGACUAAUAUAUUAGUAGGUUCCAGCAGGUUCAUACUGUAUAUAGCUCAGGCCCGAAUCUAGAACGGGUACUUUAGGAGGGCAAUUGGGGUGGUUUCCGCGAUACAAUUUGACUGUUUGCUUCACUCGCGCAAGAUGUGAAUGACUUUCUUUCUUCUGCUGAACACAAGCAAAGAUUUUUAGAAGAAUAUCUCAGCUCUGUAGGUCCAUACAAUGCAAGUGAAUGGGUACCAAAACCACUCCAGUGGUUAAAUCCAUUAGAAGCGAUAUGAUAGUUUUGUGUGAGAAACAAAUCUAUAUUUAAGUCCUUUUUUAGUAUAAAUCUCCACUUUCACAUUCUUCUUUUGUUUUUCGUUUUUGUUUUUCAUGCAUAUCACCACCUUCUGGGCAGGGAGGAGAAUUUAUUGUAUAAAAAUACUUAAAUAUUGAUCUGUUUCUCAACCACACCUAUCAUAUCGCUUCUGAAGACAUGGAUUUAACAACUGGAGUUGUAUAGAUUACUUUAUGCUGCCUUUAUGUGCUUUUUGGAGCUUCAAAGUUUUGGUCACCAUUCACUUGCAUUGUGAGGACCAAAAGAGCUGAGAUAUUCUUCUAAAUAUCUUAGUUUGUAUUCAGCAGAACAAAGAAAGUCAAACAUCUGGGCUGGCAUGAGGGUGAAUAAAUGAUGAGAACAUUUUUAUUUGUGGGUGAACUAUACCUUUUAAUGGUUGCAAAUGGAAAAAACUGCUUUUCUGAUCAACUGCUGUUAUAGUAAUGCUAGUGUGAUUCCUAACAUGUAUGCUGUUCUCUAUUC